AUGCAUGUAACGAAUAUUAAUUGGCGGGGAUCAUGUCUCUGCUCCCUCACCCUGAUUCUGGCAGCGUCACUGGGAGGCGAGGCCGCGCGCCUGGAUCCGGGCUCCUUUCCACUCGACUGGCCCCCCCAGCCUGUCAAGAUGGAUGAUCUCGUCGUUCCCAAGGGUUAUCUGCUUGAGAAGCACUUCGCCACGACCUCCGACGGGUAUAUCCUGAGCCUUUAUCGAAUCCCCUUUGGUCGCGCCGGCCGCGGCGGUCCACCACGCGCCCCGCUGAUUCUGCAACAUGGUAUAUUCGACACGAGUGCUACCUGGGUACUGAAUGACCCCGAUCAGAGCUUGGCGUUCCUGGCAGCGGAGGCCGGCUGGGACGUCUGGCUGCCCAACUCGCGGGGGAAUGACUUCAGCCUCGAGCACACCACGCUGGACAUCUCCCAGCGCGAGUACUGGAAUUUCACCUUUGGCACCAUGGCUGAGGAGGACUUGCCAGCAAUUAUGGAGUAUGUCUUGGAGAAGACCAGGCACCCCAAGCUCGCAUACGUCGGGCACUCCCAGGGGGCAACCCAGCUGGUAGCCGCCUCCAGUCGCCACCCCGAGCUGGCGGAGAAGGUCAGCCUGGCGGUGCUGCUGGCCCCUGUCCUGAGCAUGCAGCGUGUUGACAGCCUGCUCUGGAACUUCCUGGCCAAGUUGAAUGUGGACAGGCUUCUGGCGUUGUCCGGGCUGGCAUUCCGCAUUGGGCAGUCCAACCUGCUGUCCAGGACCGUGAUCCAGCUGGCCUGCCCCUCUGGCGGGGGCCUGGAGCCCAUCCUCUGCUCCUCCAUCCUCACGCUGGCCUGCGGCUUCAAUGAAAACCAGCUGAACAUGACGCGAUUCAAGGAUUACGUCAAGUACCUCCCUGGCGGCACCAGCAUCUACAACGCCCAGCACUGGCUGCAGCUCCUGCGCGGAGCUCGCCGACUGGGCCGCCCGGUCUUCCAGUCGUACAGCUGGGGCGAUGACUGCCCCCGGCGCCCACCCUUCUUCUGGUGGGAGCCGGGAACCUGCAACGCCUGGGCGUACAGAGACGGCGUCGUGCCGAGCUACGACCUCUCUAAAGUCAACAUUCCCCUUGUGGUGUAUGCCGGGGAAGGAGAUAAGCUUGGAGUUGCUCAAGACACUGCAGAUGCACUGGCGGCCAUGCCAUCCCAGACCGUCCUGAACUUCACCACCGUCCAUGAUUAUGAGCACCUCGACUUUGUGAGCGAGCACAGUGACAUGGAGUGUCGUGGCAAAGUACGAUCUCUACCCCGAGAUACUGGAGUGGCUUAA
Messenger RNA from Auxenochlorella protothecoides, 1305 nucleotides. Its product is annotated as Lysosomal acid lipase/cholesteryl ester hydrolase. The transcript has 9 exons. Gene Ontology annotation, biological process: lipid metabolic process. The record is from RefSeq and is a predicted model, not a curated record. Gene Ontology annotation, molecular function: hydrolase activity, acting on ester bonds. NCBI's taxonomy places the organism in Eukaryota, Viridiplantae, Chlorophyta, Trebouxiophyceae, Chlorellales, Chlorellaceae. The coding region runs from base 1 to 1305 and encodes 434 amino acids.